This is a messenger RNA of Fusarium sp. VM40, 2208 nucleotides long. NCBI's taxonomy places the organism in Eukaryota, Fungi, Ascomycota, Sordariomycetes, Hypocreales, Nectriaceae. The record is from the annotation of a GenBank genome assembly.
AUGUCACGUUCUUCCAUGUCCCCUGCUGAGGAGGGCACCAACGGACCGCCCAUCAGCACCCGCGGCCGAAGACGAUCGCAUCACGCCUGUUUGACUUGCAGACGAAAGAAGACGCGCUGUCCCGGCGAGAAACCAGCCUGCUCGAGCUGUGUCCGCCUCAAACAGUCCUGCUCUUACCCCCCGGCAAUCAGGCCCUCCCAGAGCGGCCCUUCGGAGGAGAGAUUGGCCCACCUGGAAGAGAAGCUCGACUUCCUACUUAAUGGCAAUUUGCCUACAUCACAACCGCCUAAACUAUCACCCCAGAACCACAUUCAGCAGCCCCAGCAACAACCCCAACAGCAACUCGAAUCCCCCCAAGAAACAACAGACACGUCUGAAAAGUCCUACUCGGGCGUGCGAAACACGCGCGAGCAAAGCUACCCUACCAGCCAUCCCUCGGUGAAAUCCGAGUCAGAAAACUCGUCCCUGCGACCCAGCCCUUCCGAUAUUGCCGGCGGCAUUGCACUCUACUUUGAGUACUGCCAUCGACAGCCAAUAUGGUGUUUUGAGCGCGACGAGAUCAGUGAUUUUGCCUCCAUGCAUGAUGAGCUUGCGUGCAGCAUUCUCGCCCUGACGUUGCGCUACUCUGAGAACGCGGACCAGGCCAAGUUGUUUGCCAACAAUGCAAAGAGCCUUGUCAUGCUGAGGAUUGCGAACGGGACUGUGGAUCUUGCGACGCUUGAGAGCCUGUGUCUUUUGGCGUACUCUUCAUUUAUCGUGACAGAUGGAAAUGUCCACCUUGGCCAAUUCCACCUCGGUCUUGCAUUCCAGUUAUGUCGCUCCGCCAUGCUGGAUGUUGAGAAUGCGUACCGCCUUCAAGACCCCAUGGCCGAUCGCAAGAAGAGGCUAUUCUGGAGUCUGCAGAUGCUUGAGCAGUCAUACGGUCGCCAGGAAGGACUCUUGAGCGUGUCAACCGAGAUUUGGCGCCCUUCUUACUCUACAACCCGUGGGCCUGUGCCAGAACUCGACCCCAGAGCUCCCAAUCUACCCCGCGAUGACCUUGGAUGCCACCAUCCAAACGAACCUGGCAUCUGGAACACGAGCGUGCAUCUCGGUUGGGUAUGGAGUCAAGUGAGAAAAUACGUCUUUGAUUGCGCACACAACAACAUCAAGGAACCAUGGCGUCACGACUCAAUGUAUGCCAAAGUCCUCGCCGACUUUAUGGAGACCGAGAACAGAAUACCAAUGUGUCAUCGCUACGACACAGUCAAGUUCUACGAGCGCAAAGUGGAAGAUCUCAAGAUGCACCGCGACUACUGGGCGCCCUGGCUGAAGGAGCAGUUCACAUACCACGUCAUUCCCACAGUUCUCAACCACCCUUUCUUGUACAUUGUCGGCGCGCAGCACAACCCCAACCUUGCCAUCCCAAACACAUUUUGGAGACGGUCUUCAGAGCUGGCCUUGCUGCACUCAACGUGGAUCGUUCGCAUGAUUGAUAUGGUGGUCGACAAGCAAGUGCCUCUUGCAGAUCCCUUCUUUGGCCAUGUUGCAGCUAUUGCGGCAACGGUGCACCUGUACUACUGCUGUGCAGCUGCGGCAAGACUAAAACACAAGUCCAACGCAGAUUUUGCAAAGUGUAGAAGAUUUCUCAAGACCUUCCUGCCUACCUCGGCUGCUUGUAGGGCACUGGAUCGUAAUCUGGAUAAGAUGACGCGCAUCGCUGCGGGCACAACUGAUAGCAUGGAUGUGGAAGAUUGGAUGCCUUCCAAGAUCUACCUCAGCGUGCCUCUGAUGUGGAAGAUCCUGCAGUUCAACACCGUGGCAGACUCACAAGAUCUGCCAACUGCCGGCCUCCUCAAUCAGUCUCUGGUCCCCAACCACAUGAAAGAGGACGCCAACGAGAAUGUCACGCUGGAGAUAAUCGUUGCCAGCGCACCGGAAAUAACAAUCAACACUGCCGAUGGUGGUCAGGAAGCGCCCACGCUAUCCUACAAGGCGCCGCUGUCUUCGCAGGGUCCAGACUCGGCGCGGGACACAGUCUACGACGAGAUCCCCGUGGAGGACAGUCUAACGCUGUGCACCACCCCGUGGCUCUACGCAGACUCUUCACAGUUUGUCAACAUUGCCGACAUGGGCUGCGAAGACCCGCAACCCGCACUUAGUGAGAACAGAGGGCCUGCAUGGUGGGAGGGCGAAAACUUUAGUAAUAUCAUGUUUAAUCACUUUUAG